Molecule: messenger RNA, 609 nt
Organism: Aethalodelphis obliquidens (Pacific white-sided dolphin)
Lineage: Eukaryota; Metazoa; Chordata; Mammalia; Artiodactyla; Delphinidae
Gene: WBP2NL
Product: WBP2 N-terminal like
Exons: 7
Coding region: 1-609 (202 amino acids)
Biological process (GO): positive regulation of DNA-templated transcription
Cellular component (GO): nucleus
Molecular function (GO): chromatin DNA binding; transcription coactivator activity
Source: RefSeq, a predicted model, not a curated record
AUGGCAGUGAACCGGAGCCACACCGAGAACCGUCGCUGGGCCCUCAUCCCCUUCGGCGAAAGUGUCUUGAAGCAGAGUCAGGAUGUGGACCUCUCCUUCCUACAGCAACCAGUGGGAUAUGAUCUCUUUAAUGGUACAAAAAGAGGAACAUUGUUUCUCACUUCAUACCGGGUGAUCUUCGUGACUUCACACUUAGUCAAUGACCCCAUGCUUUCUUUUAUGAUGCCAUUUGGUCUGAUGAGUAAUUGCACCAUUCAACAACCAAUCUUUGCCCCCAACUACAUUAAAGGAACCAUUCAGGCAGCUCCGGAUGGUGGCUGGGAAGGACAGGCUAUUUUUAAAUUAUCCUUCAGAAAAGGAGGUGCCAUUGAAUUUGCCCAGCUGCUGAUGAAAGCUGCCUCUGCUGCUGCCAGAGGAAUUCCACUUGGAAGUGUAAAUUACUGGUUCGGCACUUCAGGACCCUAUAUAAUUACUGCACCAGGGGGCAUGAUGUGCACCCUGCAUUACUGUCUUCUUUUGUGUUUAGAUAUGGAGCAUCACCUGCGGGAUAUGGAGCCCCGCUUGGGGGAUAUGGAGCCCCACCUGCGGGAUAUGGAACCCCACCAGUGA